AUGUUCUAUAAUGGUUUUAAUAUUAUUAAUAUAGGUACUCCUGUAUUCAUGGCCCCGGAACUCUUAGUUGACGAAUUGCGACUGAAAAAUGCCUCUUUAAGCGACCUAAAAAGAGCUGACAUAUGGGCAUAUGGCAUGGUUGUAUUUAUUGUCAUAAAUCCUGGGUUAAAGUAUCCAUAUGAACAAAAUAUCAAAAGUUGUAAAUCCGUUGAUGGUAACCCGCUAAACAUGUUGACAAAGUUUGUUAGAGAGAACAAGAAACCUGAAGGUCAAGAGAAAUACGCAACACGUCAUCAACAAGAUUGGGCCGGGCUCCACAGGGUGUUUGAUGUAUGUUCGGAAUUCGACCCACUUCUGCGACCUUCCAUCAUAGAGGUUACAAAAAUGCUUCUCAUCGAAAACCGCUCGAUACGCUCUGGUUCCAGGUUAGACGAAAUGCCGGAUAAAGCUGUUGCAGAAAUCCACUUGAGGGUCAGUCAGGCGACAUUUCAAGAGAACACUGACCACCAGAUACAAGAAGAUCCAGAAUGGAGAAUAAACGAGGUCCAAAACCGAGAAGAGUUUGUUUACUGUGACAUACCAGAUGAUGGAACCAACGCAUGUGCUUUUCUUACCAUUAUGACAGCUCACAAAAUCAUAAACGAUGCGGAGGAUCUGUCAUGGGAAGACAUGGCUGAAAUGGCAGAACUUGUACUGGUCACUUUUCCUCGAGUUCUUAACCGCUUUCGCGACAUUUCAUCGCACUACGAUGUGUUGGAGGCUUACAAACUGCUGAAGGCGAACAACUGCCUUCCGGACAUCUACCAGUUCACCGAAGAGCUACCAUACUCUCAUGCUGCGCUAUCUGAAAUGGGACAGACAGUGUUAUUCGACGCAGUAAAAGCUAUGGCCUCCCAGGACCUACAUAUUGGGUUAUACACUUGUGAGCCACUUAUGCUACUCAUUGGUUCUUACAAGUCAAGCAUUUUCAUCCUUGAUACCCAUCCUGUUCCUGUUUCAGUUGGGGGUCACUCAACCGGUAUUUUGAAGAUUUUCAGUGGAUCGGCGAUAGAAGUUUCCGAGGCAUGUUGCACCUGGUUGAAACAGCGGAUUCAGUCGUGUGGAAGAUGCAACGAGAAUCCACAAUCGCUUGCUAUGAUAGAAAAGGAAUCUAUAAACAGGUUUAAUAGUUUCCCUUAUUUGUAUACAGUAUAUAUGGAACAUAACUGUUAAUUUGCUUAGUAUUGUUAGAAAUGUAUAACCUCUAAGUCAUUUUUGUUUAUAUGUCCUCCGCGUAUAUUUGCAGCGCCUACAGCAAUUUAACAGAUGUGACCAGUUCAUCGCGUCAUUAUACAGGCCAAAGCUUGCAUGAAGAAGCAAAUGAAACGCCGAUGCCCUGGCAAGAAACGGUAACGCAUGCAUAUACAAUUGUCCAUUCUAUAAUUUGCCAUAUUUAAAGGCCCGUUCGAAGGAUCGGAGGCCAACAUCAUACCGUUCUGAAAUUAUCGAAAAUUGUUGAAUGCAACUUGUUCCCUUCGUUUGAACACAUGUUAUACACUUACGGCUAGCUGAUAUUAACUGAUGUUGGAUCCGGUUUGACUAUGUUUAAAUUUCCAUCCAACAGUGUGCAAUAUCGUUGGACACUAUUGGACCAACGAUGUUGGACUCGUUUGAACGUGUAUCUAUUAUUGUGUGGUUCCUAUACAUGCCUGUACUAUGUUUAUUGUGAACGUAUAAGCAGUAUAUGUAAUCGUUUUUUUGUAGAGCAUUCCUUCUGACUGUGAUAUAGAUGAACAUGCUAAUGAAAACGUGCCAUCUAAUUUCAUCAAGUAAGAGUUUUUUUUGUUCAAACUGUUAGUUCAAUAGACUGAAUAUAUAUAUAUAUAUAUAUAUAUAUAUAUAUAUAUAUAUAUAUAUAUAUAUAUAUAUAUAUAUAUAUAUAUAUAUAUAUAUAUAUAUAUAUUCAUACUAUAAUACUAUAGUACUAUAGCAAAUGCUACGGGCUCUUUUUAAACAGGUGAAUCAGUGGCUUUUUUUUAAUAGAAAGUAAACAAAUAAGCCCUUCUUUGUGUCUGUUUCAGCACUAGCUCUCACACAGAUGAUGACACAACAAAACUUUCAGAAGAAUCGUCAAACAGCGUCCUUGCCGAACCAUCACGACAGUCGCUCAAAAGAAAAGAUGUCAGUAUACACACGCACAAGCGAUUAAUAAAUAAGCGUAACUACAAAUACCAAUUGGGCUUUACGGUAUAAUGAUAUAAACCUAACUUGUACAAAUCCUAUUAAUUAGGUUAUCACUAUAUCCGAUGACGAUGAUUUUCAAUCUGAGCCACCAAUACGAACAAACAAAAUGUAAGCGGAAUUUUAUAUGAAACGUAUACGCUUGCAUGGUAUGGUAAAUAAUAGAAUUGCUACGUACAUGCAAGUCGACUCAUUUUAUUUAGCUCGGGUUUAACUCAAAUUUCUUAAAAUGCGGAUUUCGGCGACCAGGGGUUCAAGCUCCCCCACUCGUUUUAUUCGCUUACUCGUUAUAUACAGCUAUUUCAAAUACGAAUAAAAUAAAAGUCGAAUACGAGCGCGAAAGGCUUGAUGGGAAUCGCUAAAAAAUUAAUGAUUUUGUUAGCGAUUCCCAGCAAGCUUUUCGCGCUCGUAUUCGACUUUUCCGCUUUAAUUGCUUGGGUUCGACUUUUCCGCUUUAAUUGCUUGGGGAAUAUUAUAUAUAUAUAAUAAUAAUAAUAAUAUAUAUAUAAUAUAUAUAUAAUAAUAAUAAUAUAUAAUAUAUAUAUAAUAUAUAUAUAUAUAUAUAUAUAUAUAUAUAAUAAUAAUAAUAUAUAUAUAUAUAUAUAUAUAUAUAUAUAUAUAUAUAUAUAUAUAUAUAUAUAUAUAUAUAUAUAUAUAUAUAUAUAUAUUACAUAUAUAUAUAUUCUACAUAUAUUUUUCAGUUAAUGUGAAUCUUACAUGUCAAAAGAUUGCAUACUAGUUUCUAUUUUUAUCAAUAUACAGGGAGAAGUUAAACGCCAGCAGCGAGGAAAGUUCAGAUGAAAGUGAAUAUUCGUUGUCUAUGAAGAGGUCUGAUUAUCUUUGCAUUCCAUUUGUCUUGCAUUUUAUAGUAUAUUAAGUCAUAUUGUCAUUGUUACAACAUUAAAUUUUUAAUCUUAUCAGUUGUCACUUGUCGCAAUAGCAUGAACUUCAAGACAAAUUGCAUAUCGAAUCUAGCGUUGCAUGCCAUAUGAUCAACUACACUUAUCGCAAGUAUCUAGAUCAAUAGCUCCACAUUUCAGCUUCGCCAUGCAGCUUGCGUGUAUUGAUGCGCAAACUCCUAUAGCGUAUCCCUGAGCGUAUAUAUAAGAAAUCCGACUUUUCGAGCUAUUAGUAUUAAUGCCCUUCGUCGAAGAGUUAGUCGGAAGUUGCAAGAUAAAAAAAAAAAUAACCGGCUACAUAGUUCUACUAUAUAUAAAACACGUGUUGAAAAGCUACAACAUAAAAUUGUUUAAACUUAUCUGCAGCUAACUGAACAGAAACGUUAACCUAUUUUAUUUUUAUAGGUUACCUGGUCAGUAUUACAACGACGACGCAGCUACUCCUGUAUACGAGUGGACCUCUGUUGUCAAAACAUCGCAUGAGAUAUUAAUUGCACUAUUAAAACCCUUAGAGAUAUCACGAACGUGUACUCGUGUUCCAAGAUUGGUAUCGCAUAAUGCGUGUUUCCUCUUGGAUACUACAUCAUUAGACAAUAAUCUUGACUGGAAAUGCGACGAUAUGGGGUCUUGGAGAAACAAUGGCGUACGACGACACCAGUUAGCAAUUCACGAUAUAGAAUUGCUGAGAAAAUGCGCAAAAAAGAAUAGAGUAUAUACCCUGAAGAGAAUGUAUUUCAAAAAUACGUCGUCGCCUGACCUAAAGAAAUAUGCAUCGUUUGUAGAAGGUAUAAUUUUUUUGGAAUUACCCAUCCCAAUCAAAUGACACAAAUAAAAAAGCCGCAAUGCUACCAUGUAUAUACUUAUUAGGCUUUGCAAAAGUUGCUAUAAAGAGGCCAAGGGGCAAGGACUUGAAUGCGGGGUUCUAAAUAACGUUCAGAUAAUAUCCCUAUAAUUCUGUAGGUUUGUUUUUGAGGUCAUAUUUCGCUGUAUAUAAUAUAUAUAUAUAUAUAUAUAUAUAUAUAUAUAUAUAUAUAUAUAUAUAUAUAUAUUUCCAGUCUUAAAUCCGUCUGACCGUGUAGCUCAGUUGGUAGAGCGUCGAUCUAAUAAUUCGAAGGUCGCGGGUUCAAGACCCAGCCGCGGCAGACAACAUCUUUCUGCUUGCGCUGGGUAUGGAAAUUAUAUAAUACACACUCUAGAACAUUUUCAUCUUUAUAUAUAUAUAUAUAUAUAUAUAUAUAUAUAUAUAUAUAUAUAUAUAUAUAUAUAUAUAUAUAUAUAUAUAUAUAUAUAUAUAUAUAUACAGCGAAACGCGUGCACCACUACAACAAUACAACGAUAAAAGGAUCUGGACUUUCCGCAACUGAACUGCAUGCAGGUUGAUGGGCAUAGGAAAAACACAACUCAAAGUCAUGACAAUAUUUAAGACAGUAUAUAUAACUGCAAAUAUAUGUACGUGUUAUAUACGUCCUGAUGUUAUUGCAAGCGAGUGAAUUUUGUAUUUAUUUAGUCACAAUCAAUUUCGCAUAUCCCAAAAUCUUUUGAGUUACGGCUUACGCUUUCAAAUCAGUAAAAAUAUGCACCGGCAAGAUCCUAAAACUGCCGACUAUCGCCGGCAGCUAUUUCAAACCCUGUGAAUGUUUCAUGUUUUCAUGAGAGGAUCAGUUCUGCGUAACAAUUAUCUAAUCCCUAGGGUGUUUUACUUUGUAUUAUAAAUUGUCAUAUAUUGUUACUGACGUUAAAGUUGAAUCUAAUUUUCCCAUCUCAUUACUUACAGAAUAUCCAAAUAUGAUUUUCCUUCAGUACCUGUUUGAUGGCGACGAGCACGUUGUAGAACCAUCAGUUCACGGUAAUUCCACAAAGUCCAGUAGCAGUGCGUACAUAAGGACCAAAGAAAGCACAAAAGCAAUGCUUGAGGAAGUAUCAUCUGAUCAUAAACCCAAAAGUGCGUAUCACACUGUCCAAAAGGAAAAAGGAGGGGUGCGACAUGCGAAUGCUGCGAGUGAUCUUCCCCGAAAUGUAGCACAAGCGAAGUAUUUGAGGCGUCAUAGUGAUAGGAGCAUGAUGCAUAUCGACUCUCUUGUUAUUCUGCUCGAGCAGUGUAAGAGACAGCAACUGCAACGCGAUGAGACUCCUUUCAUAAGGGAGGUAACUGGUGCACCGGAAAUGCGUUGUAUUCUGGCGUAUGAUUGGCAAUUAUCCGAUCUUGUCAAAUAUUGUUCGGAUCCUAAGAACUUCUGCGUCCUUGGGGCGGACCCAACAUUCAAUCUGGGGCGUUUUAACGUGACGGUGACAACGUAUAGAAAUCUAAAAGUGGUGGCAAGAGUGGGAGGUCACCAUCCAAUCAUGCUUGGUCCCUUACUUCUUAGCCAAAGUAAAUUAUUCGAUGCGUAUAAUCAAUUCUUUUCGAAG
Molecule: messenger RNA, 5528 nt
Organism: Paramuricea clavata
Lineage: Eukaryota; Metazoa; Cnidaria; Anthozoa; Malacalcyonacea; Plexauridae
Source: the annotation of a GenBank genome assembly